Messenger RNA from Podarcis muralis (Common wall lizard), 6171 nucleotides. NCBI's taxonomy places the organism in Eukaryota, Metazoa, Chordata, Lepidosauria, Squamata, Lacertidae. The record is from RefSeq and is a predicted model, not a curated record.
UGGGAUAGAGGGGGUUUGUAUGCACCACUUUAGUAGAAUAACCAUGCCAAACUGGUACAAGAUACUUUCUUCAGACAAAUAGCUGUGUGUGUCAGGUAUGCAGUCUGACAAAAAUUGAUCCAGGAAUGAGCACUUAUGUUUUGCUGUGCCUCUUGGUAUCUGGGAAGCUAGGAAUGAAAUGCACCAUGAUCAGCAUCAGAUUUUUCUCAGGUCCAGGCUUUGGCCUCAUGCUGGCUUGUCAAGAGCAAGAGCCCAAUGAUCCCCUGUACUGACAGAGCCAGUGUGAUGUACUGGGUAGACUGAGUUUGGGGAGGCCAGGAUUGAUUCAUAUUGCUAAGUGAUUCUGGUAAUACAAUGUUAAGAUGAUGGUUGUGAUAAAGGACAGUCACAUGAAUGGUGCCCUUGGCACCUUGCAUGAAGAGCAGUGUGCAAAUGAGAUAUUGAGCUGUGGAAGCAUCUUUUUCCUGGAUGUGGUGAGCUGUGGCCAUCACAUGCAUCGACAUCCACAAGACAAUCACUGUGCUAAAAAUAUGGCUGUUACCAGCUAGUAAGAUAGUGCUCAGUAGAACACAGUUGUCUAAAGUCCUUGGCUGGAUCUCACUGCAAAUGCGAUAUAAAACCUGGCAAUUCACUAAUUACACUUGAGCCCAGCUCUGUUAUUAUGGGAAACCAUGAUUUCCUGCAAUGUGAAUGAGUUAUGAUGAAUUUUCUACACUCCAAAACUGUUUUGUGCACCAAAGGAGGAAAUCUGAAGCAUAUGCUUUAAAAAAGAAAAUGGGAUUUGAAGUCACCAUAGCUCAGUCCGUAGAGCAUGAGACUGUUAAUCUCAGGGUUGUGCACCACACUGGGUGUAAGAUUCCUGCAUUGCAAGGGGUUGGACUAGAUGACCCUCGUGGUCCCUUUCAACUGUGAUUCUGUGAUUUGAUCCUGGCUUGUUCUCACUGAUUUGAGUUUAAGCCUGCUGCAAUUUUGCAGUAUGACUGUCAUGCGGAACUAUAGCUUGUUUAAAAAUGUAAGCAAAUGCUUCUAAACCCAUCACGUACAAAUCAUGAAGGGAAUACACAGCCCCAAGUCUCUGCAACUUGUCCAGGAAACCAUGGUUUUACACUAGGUGAACAUUAACUGUGAUGUUACAGAGCAUUACCUCAAUAUCUGCUGCUUUCAGAAAACAACUGAGUUUUGAGAAGGUGGCAUCUUCCAUAUUCCGACUCUGUAAAGGCUGAUUCAUAGAAACUUAUUUUUAGGUAAAUGAAACUCUGAAGUUGCUCUUUAUCUUUGCUUAGAAUACAAUCAAUAAGCAGGAAGUACUGAAGUAGUUUGAGAUCGGAUCUCCUGCAGAGAUUGGGAGGGAGGUAUUUGCAAGCUUAUUCAGUGCUGGAGUUUGCAUGUGUGUAUUCCUCAUCAGCUUACAAGACUAGUAGUGUUCAUCUAAAUAGAAAAACCUUAAAGGGAGAUGUGGAAGUUCCUUUUCCAAAGUAUCAGCAAGCUAUUGUUUCCAAUCAUACCCCCAGUCUACCAGAUAAUCAUUUUUUAAAAUUCAUACAUUUAUGAGGGUAUAUUGACACAUGUCAAUAACCCAACUUUCAUAAGAAAGUCAUAGUAGCUAUACAUUCCACCAUUUCUUUCCGUCUCUCCUCUGAUAAACAUGAUACCCUAUUGCUUACCAAUAUAAUUGUGAAUUAGCUCUGGAAAGAGACUGAGAUUGCAGAUCAUAAUGAACUGGAUUUAAAUACAUUUGUAAAAUACAUGAAAAGAAGCAGACUAUCCCCCGAACAGGUUCCAGCUGGAUAGCAGCAGUUCACCUUCCUCAGGUGUGGCCUGCAAGAAAUGUUUUUUGACCAUGGUCUAUCAGGGUUUAUAGUGGUACUUAACUGCCUUCUCCACCCAGCAGUUUAAAUUGUUUGAUUUUUUUUUAAGGUGGGUCAUUGCUUCAACACUGGCUUAUAGUACCUGGCAUGCAAGUUUUCAUUGAAAGGAAUGGCUUCAAUUGUCUAUGCUUGGAUAACUUACAGGUUAGGCUAUUGCAAUGUGCUGGAUGUUGGGACUGUCUUUAAAGAUGGUUUGGAAACAACAGCUAGUGCAGAAUAUGGCUAGAACAAGAAGAAAUGAACAUAAAACUGGUUCUGGUCUGGCUGCUAAUUUGUUUUAGAGCAAUUUUGCUUCAGAGCCCUACACAGUUUAAGACCCCUAUACUGAAGAGAACUGCCUUUCCCCUAUAUGAACCUUGGACUCUUGGGAUCAGCAUCUGAAGGAAGGUGACAAGGAAAGUUUAUUUCCCAGAGCCAAUUUGUCUUUGUAUUAUUAUUAUUAUUAUUACUGUUUUCUUUCUCUUUACAUGUUGGUUCUUGUGGGAUGGAGGCAUUCUGCACAUACCUUUUAACUGCACUUUCUAGUAGUUCUUCUAGGGGUUGUUUUUUUAAAUGAAAAGUAACUUAAAGCAACUUACAAAAUAAAAACAACAUACAUUAACACCAACUGAAAACUAAAACAGAGUCAAAGCUAAAAACAUGUUCUUAUCUAUAAAGACAGACCUAUGGCAUCCCACCCACGGAAGGAUGCUGCAGAUAAUUAAAGGCCAAUGGCUUGGUGGACGAGGAACAUUUUUGCUUGGGGCCAAAAAGACAGAAAUGGUGCCAGGUGUGUCUCCCAGGGGAGAAUGUUGCAUAGGUUGGAAGCCACCCCCAAGAAAGCCCAUUGUGUCAACACCCUCUGCAGCCCCCUUGUUAGGGAAGGUGGUAAAUGAAAAAGUUCUCGUGUCAGGUGAAUUUCACCCCUUCUCUGAUGUGACCUGUGAAAAUGCAGCAUUUAAGCGUUGAUUUUUUAAAAUGCUGAAUUCUUUAUUAAAAGUUUUAAACUGUUUUUAUUGAUAAUUUGCGCUUAUGUCCCGGAGAAGGGCGGGUGCCAAAACGCACGUUGAUAAUUUUGUGUUACUCUUUUUUGUAAACGACUUUCAUCCGCUCCGAAGGAGAGGGGAAAAACCAUUUUUAAACGCUCCUGCUGCUUUUCUGUCAAUUUUGCCCGAGGGCAGGCCCCGCCCACACAACUCUUAACAGCCGGCCAACGGCCUUUCCUUUUCAAACCCCAAGCCUCGCCUCCUCCUCUUUGUGACGUGCGUCUAGGCAAAGAAUCUGCAAGUUUCCCGCUUGAUCCAAGAUCACGUGGCGCAGAUUCCUAUUUAUCCCCGCCCCGUCUUCGCGUCGCGCUGGCGCAGGCGGCGCUGCGGGUGGAGCGCGAGGAGGCGUAGGAGGGAGCCAGCGCCCGGGAAAGAGGCUCGUGUGGCAAUCGUUAAGGGAGAAGCGCGUGCUUGUUGACUCUGCAUUUUCCCUCCCCGCAAUUGUUCUUCCCCAUCCUGCGCCUGUUUGGCACACCCGUCUCGUUUUUUUGAAUCGUUUGUGAGGAAGGGAGAGGGGUGUUCUAGAAUCGAUAGGAGAGACGGGGGUUUGCUCUGGAGGGAAAUAGGAGUUAGGAAGAGCUCUUUAGGUUCCAAGCCAGCCUAUCCUCUUCCCAGAACAAUAUAUAUUGUUUUACUGACGGUGGAAAUCUGGGCAGCUUUUAAAAGCAAAAGUAGUUUAAACCUGCCUUUCUGGGCAUACAAGACACUUAAACACAUGGAAAUCAUUUAAAUAGGGGAAAAUGUAGGUAUGUGUGUGUAUUUUGUAUAUAUACACACACAGUGUGUGUGUGUGUAUAUGUAUUUGUAUUAUAUAUAUAUAUAUUUGUAUUAUAUAUAUAUAUAUAAACAGAAUUCUGCAAAACAGGCUUGAGUAAGCAUGCUUUCAUUGGCGUGUUUUUUUAAAGUGAUGAGGCUGUACCUAUAUUCCUGUGGAGGGAGUUUCAAAGUGUACGAUGGUAAUAUUAGUUGUUAGGCUGAUAUGAACAUGUAUUCUAUGUGGAUAGUAGCAUCACAACAUCUGGCAAGAAGGAACACCUCUAGAUAUGCUGAGCUUAUCUGUUAAUGUGAACAUGUACAUUCUGCACAUGUGUGGCUUCUGCAGAGUGUGUGCAAAGCUGAUUUUUUAAAAUGUUAAUUUUGGUUCAGCCUAUAUAUUUUGACCGUGCAUAGGGUACAUUAGUUUUUAGAGACAUUGGGGGGGAUUAGGAGGCAGAGCUGAUGCUGUGGCUUACACCACACCACUACCAUAAUUAAAAACUUUUCUUUCCUACCACAGUUUGCAGCAUUCCCCGGAAUAGGCAGGUUGCAGUCAAGGUGGAGAAAACAACAUGGGUCAAUGAGCACCUUGCAGGGAAAGAACAGUACAAGCAACAGUUAGCUCUUACUCUGAAAGACAUUGCAGAUAAGGUCUCAGAAAGGAAUCCGUACCAUCUGAAAAAAUCUUACACAGUCUGUUGGCCUCUGAAACUUUGUCAGAACCUUGGCCAAGCAGAAUGAAAGGUAUAGCAACAAAAUUAACAAAGCCUUGCUAUGUGCUUUUGAAAGAUACCAACCAGCAAAGAAAACAAAAACAUUGUUUAAUGCAUCCGAAUCCAAAGAAAUUGCCACAGAAAAUGCAAAACAAAAGGAAGGACGGUAUUUAUGAAAAACUAAGGGUUGCCCUGUUUGACUUGUUGGAUAAAAACUGUACUAAAAAGCUAAAGACAUCCCCCAAGAUUAAGAAUGCUGGGGGACAACUGGAAUAUGAAAAAGUGAACAAGGUGGAAAGUGGCUUGGAACUCGACACUUCUGUUCAAGUGCUAAGUUCUGGAGAAUCAGACCCUGGGGAAACAAAUAAUGAUUUUAGCAUUAAAGCUGAAAGAGCAAAAUCUACAGAUAUAUCUGCCCUAUGUGAUGAAGGUAUUUUUGCAAGAUUUUCUUCUAAGGAAUCAUGCUAUGAUAAUUCCAUUAUCCAUCUUUGUGAUGAAGAAGAAAUUGAAAAAGAGAAAGAGUGUUUAGAUACUUCUCCAAUUCAUGAGACGCAGUAUCAAGAGUAUCAAGAUCUGGACACAUCACCUAGCUUUUUAGGAGAAACAUCAGUCAGUGAUACUAGUCAAAAUCUGAUAGCUACUUUUCAUACAGAAGCUUUACAGACUCACAAAAUUUAUUCCUCUUUUUCAUCUGAAAAUACAUUUAGUGAAACCAAGGUCUCCAAAAUAUCCAGAAGAAUGGGUGCUUCUUCUCUGUUGCCUGAUACAACUGUUAAGAAAGGAGACAUAUGUCAGGCAAACUCUGAAUUUGAACCUAACUUUGUUUCAGGGGCCAAUCUUAAAUUAGACUUGAAGGACACAGUUUCUGACAUAAUGAAAAGUGAGUUGUCCAUAGGAGAAAGAAUUGUUUCAGAUUCUAUGCAUGCAUCGGCUGAAGAAUUUCUCGGAGAACAAGUGGGUAUGGAAGAACAUGAGACUGUAAACCCAAACAAUACCUUGUCUGGGAACAAGAAUAUGGAUAGUUGCUGGUUUCUUCUGAAAAUUGAUGAAGUUAUAGAUCAGGAAGAUUCUGAUGAAGAAAACACAGAUGAAGAAAACAAAUUCAGAGACUUGGAGUGUGGAGAUGUUAUUUUAAAUCAUGGUCUUGACUUUCCACAGUUGGAGAGCAAGUCAGGGUAUCAGUCAUUCACAGAUGGCACUGCAGUUACCAAGCUCAUUGAGAAAAGAAUGUCAAGUGAUCACCAAGUGGACUUGGAUGGCGAGAUCAACAAUGUAGAAGAAAGUGUGAAUACUCAACCAUCCGAAGAAAACAGUCCUGUGCAGGUGUGGUUGUAGUAGCAUGUUCACUGUAGCCUGGUGCAAACACUACUGUAGUUAAGGGACCAAGAGUAAGCCAAUUAGGAUAGCAUAUUCCCUCCUCCUAUUCCACAUGCUUUUUAUUGUAAAUUCUUCCUACCUGGCCUUAGCAGCCGUUAAGUAAUACCCAUGUUUGUCAUAUGUAUCUUACCUUUACAUCCCAGACAGGAAGCUCAAAGAGGCUGGCAGUCUUGGUAAAAUGUAUCAAUUAAAAUAGUCUAAAAAUGUAAGUCCCAAAUAACCUGCCUUCCCACUUCACCAGUGAUUUCUAAUUAGCUUCAAACCUAAUAUAGAAUAGGGAAAAUCUGUGGACUGUUUUAAAAAUUAUUGUAAACAACUUAAGUCAUUAGCAGGAUUGACAUAAAAAUGUGCAGUUACAAUUUAAAGGGGAUACAAAAGGAAAAUUUAGUAAACAUGUUUGAAUUGGAUAUGCAGGGGAGGGGGUCAUUAAGA